Brassica rapa (field mustard) is the source of this 3196-nucleotide messenger RNA. Its product is annotated as WD repeat-containing protein WDS homolog. NCBI's taxonomy places the organism in Eukaryota, Viridiplantae, Streptophyta, Magnoliopsida, Brassicales, Brassicaceae. Gene Ontology annotation, molecular function: protein binding. The record is from RefSeq and is a predicted model, not a curated record.
UAAAUACUUUAUUAUUAGAUAUCAUAUCCAAAUAAAUAUGAAAUUGAAUAUUUGAAGUACAUAUUUAUGUUUCAAAUAUUUAUAUUGUAUAUUAAUUUAGACAUUCGGAUCGGUUUUUCGGAUAUUUUUUUGGAUUUUCGGGUGUUUUUGGGGUUUUGGAUUAUCUGUUCCGGUUCGGUUAAUAAUACUUCGGGUUCGGAUAUAUUUUGUAACAUCCUACAAGAUCUAUUGAGGUAUUUUUUACAUUUUGGAUCAAAUACAGAUUGAAUUUUUCGGUUCAGAUUCGAUUUGGAUUUUGGGUAUUUUAUGCCCAGCCAUAUACAAACUCAUCAAUUAUUGCAUUUUUUGCUUUAAAAUAUAUUUUACCUAGUAUAAAUUUCUCUAUGUGAGUUGUGAAAACCGACUAUUAUGCCAGUUCCAUACAAAUCAACAAAUUUAUGGAAAAAAUAUAGAGAACGAUAUAAUAUUUUCAUGUUUCCAACUGGUUAGAAAAAGAAAAUAAUUACUUUUCAUCUUUUAAAUGAUAUUUUUAUUGAAUUUGAAGUGUACAUAGUGUUUUUUUUUUUAAUAAUCCACAAUAAUUUUUGAUAUAUUUUAUUACCAUAUACACACCUAAGGGGGAGGAAUUGAAAAAAAAAAAAUCUAUAAAAUCCCUAGUCCGAUAACCUUUCCAUAAUUGUUUUGCUUAAUUAUAAUAAAAACAGAAAAAUAUUGAAAAUAAAAAUAUCAAAGAUAGAUACGAAUGUAAGGGAUUAGCGAUAGGGCUUAACGAUAUAAAACAACAUACUGUAUAUGGUUUUCCACCUCUCUUGCCCCAAAAAUAAAAGAUCACAUCAUCACCGAAAAUAAUCUAAAAUCAAAGAAACCAAAGAAGAAAAUGAUUCGGAUUCUUCAAUAUCUUUUCGUUUGAGCUUGUGUUGGUAUCUCUCUCUCUCCUCUUUUCACCAUUUCCCGACGAAUUUGAAUCUCUCAGAGCCAUUUUCCCUUCUUCUCGAAUCGUGCUUAUAGAAGCUCUACGCGACGUUUCCGCGAUUCGAACAGCGUAACCGAUUUCAUUUUCGAAUUCGCGCGAAUGGGUUUUUACUUUUAGAGUUACUGCUGGGUAGUCACUGCCGCGCGAUUUCUCCUGUUGGAUAAUUGAUUUUUAGAAAUUCAAAUUCACAUUAAGAAUCUGAGAUCCUGUUUUAUUAGUUUUAGUUUCGUUUUUGGGAGAGUGAUUUACUUCUGUGGGUUAUUUUUCUAAUUUCAGCGGGAAGUUAUUGUACUUGAUUAUUUUUGUGGACCUUUUCAACUAACUCUCUGGAUGUGGAAGAUAGCUGAUAAUAGCAUCUUACUGAGAAUCUUUCAAAGUCAUCAUCACCUUUGAGCUUAUUAUUACUACUACUACAAGUAGUGGUCCUGAUGGAGAAUAAUGAGGUUUUAGGGUCAAAAGGUUUGCUCAAGAAACACGAAUUCGUCAGGAUUCUCAUCCAGUGCCUGUACUCAUUAGGUUACAAGAACUCCGCUUCUUGUCUUGAACAAGAAUCCAACAUCUCCUGUAAAUCCUCUGACUUCGAGUUUCUUGAAAAGCAAGUUUUGACCGGGGACUGGGAUAGUUCCCUGGCCGUCCUCGACAGGGUUUUCGAUGAUUCGAGGAGGGACGACAGCAGGAGGAACACUGCUUUGUAUCUGGUGCUGAAGCAGUGUUUGUCUGAGUAUUUGAAACGAGGGGAGACUUCUUUGGCGUUGAGUAUGCUGCAGAAGCAAGCUCAGGUGUUCCGUGUGGGGAGAGAGAAGAUUCACAUGCUUGCUUUUGAUGUUAUUACUUCGAAGGAGAUGGAACCUGGUGAAGUUGAUACCGGUUUGGUUCAAGAUUUGAGGAGGAGGUUGUUGGCUGAGCUGGAGAAGCUGAUUCCUACGCCUGUUGUUAUUCCUGGGAGAAGGCUGGAGCAUUUGGUGGAGUCUGCUGUGAUGAACCAGAUUGAUACGUGUAUGUAUCAUAACUCAUGGGAUGCAGUGUCACUCUACGAGGAUCACCGUUGCGGUAGAGACCAAAUCCCUUCAGAAACUGUUCAGGUUUUGGUGGCUCACAAAAAUGAAGUGUGGUUUGUGCAAUUUUCUGAUAGUGGCAAGUAUCUGGCCACUGCAUCAAGCGAUUGUACAGCUAUCAUAUGGAAGGUACUGGAUGACAACGAAGUGGAGCUGAUGCACACGCUUCAGAGCCACCAAAAUCCAGUUUCUUUUGUCUCGUGGAGCCCCGAUGAUUCAAAACUGCUUACGUGCGGAAACGCUGAGGUUCUGAAGCUAUGGGAUGUUGAGACAGGUGUGUUGAGACACACAUUUGGAAACAACGAUAGCGUAUUCACUGUCAGCUCUUGCGCGUGGUUCCCUGACUCAACUCGGCUUGUCUGCGGCAGUUCUGACCCAGAGAGAGGGAUUGUAAUGUGGGAUACUGAUGGGAACGAGAUCAAAGCCUGGAGAGGAACUAGAAUUCCAAAGGUGGUGGAUUUGGCUGUGACGCCGGAUGGGGAGAGUAUGAUCACAGUGUUUUCGGAUAAAGAGAUCAGGAUCUUGAAUUUGGAGUCAUUAGUGGAACGUGUUGUCACUGAGGAACAGGCGAUUACUUCCCUUUCGGUUUCAGGUGAUGGUAAGUUCUUUAUAGUCAACUUGAGCAGCCAAGAGAUACAUCUUUGGGAUCUUGCUGGAGAGUGGAAACAACCAUUGAAGUUUACGGGUCACAGACAGAGCAAGUACGUGAUACGGUCAUGUUUUGGUGGGUUGGACAGUUCGUUCAUCGCCAGUGGAAGUGAGGACUCACAGGUGUACAUAUGGAAUGUGAAGAACAAGAAACCGCUUGAAGUGUUAUCAGGUCAUUCCAUGACUGUCAACUGUGUGAGCUGGAACCCGAGAAAUCCUCGGAUGCUGGCCUCUGCGAGUGACGACCAAACCAUCCGUAUUUGGGGACCUGGGAAACCCAACCGGUUAGAUAGCCAGAAACAGUAGUAGGUUUAAACCCGAGACAUAGUUCCAUAUUUGUGUGUACAGUUUCUGUUUUCUUUUUGUCGUUUGUUUCCGUAUUAGCUUUCCAGAACCAGAACACAUUCUUUGCUUUUUGAGUUUUGGAACGCUGUGGUUUUGAAUAACCGGAUUUUGAUACAUGAAUGAAACCAAACCGGUUUAGGGUGAAAAAAGCCGAAACUAAGCCUGGCAUUUUACA